UUAAGAGAGGCAGAGAACCAUAUAUAUUGUAAACAAACAAAAGAAAGAAGAAUCGAUAUGGAGAUGAUGAAGGUUGAAACAAUCGCUAAAGAAAUCAUAAAACCAUCUUCCACAACUCCAAAUGAUCUCCGAACCCUCCAACUCUCUAUUUAUGAUUACAUCCUCCCUCCAGUUUACACAGCGGCCUUUCUCUUCUACACCAAAGAUGAAUUGAUUUCUCCAGAACACAGUUCCAACAAACUCAAGACUUCUCUGUCCGAAACCUUGACCAAAUUCUACCCUCUUGCCGGCAGAAUCAACGGCGUCACCAUCGAUUGUAACGAUGAAGGAGCUAUUUUUGUUGAUGGUCGUGUCAAUAGCUGUCCUCUCUCUGAUGUCCUGAGAUGUCCGGAUUUUAAAGCAAUCCAACAGUUACUUCCUGUUGACGUCAUCGAUAACCCUUAUGAGGCUGCAAGUACAUGGCCUUUGCUGCUUGUGAAGGCGACUUAUUUUUCAUGUGGUGGCAUGGCCAUAGGAAUUUGCAUCAGCCACAAAAUCGCAGAUGCAGCCUCCAUCUCGACUUUCAUUCGGUCUUGGGCUGCUAUGGCUCGUGGAGAAGGCGAAUCAGUGGCUGGUCCCGAGUUUGCGGCAGCAAAUUUUUACCCACCAGCAAAUCCUUUCUUUAAGCUUCCGGUAGACGAACAUGCCAACAAGAUAAGCAGAAUAACAAAGAGAUUCGUAUUCGUUGCAUCCAAGUUGGAAGAACUUAGGACUAAAGCUGCUAGUGCAGGCGUCGUAGCCCGACCUACUCGGGUUGAGAGCGUCACUGCGCUUCUCUGGAAAGCCUUCGUUGCAGCUGUAUCGUCAAACACAAAUACUUUUGUCACGAAGGUUUUGAUUCUGCCCUCUAACUUGCGUCCUAAGAUACCUUCCCUUCUGCCAGAAAGCCUAAUAGGAAAUGUCAUGUUCUCUUCUGCGGUCUUGAGUGUUAGUGGAGAAGAGCAAGUUAAAAUUGAAGAGGCCAUUAGAGACUUGCGGAAAAGGAAAGAGGAUUUAAGAGUUGUAAUCCAAGACGAGGGUGGGUCGACGUCUUCGAUGAUGGGUUCUAAAAUAGCAAAUCUGAUGCUUAGUAAUUAUUCGAUGUUGAGCUAUGAGACUCACCAACCCUACGCCCUGAGUAGUUGGUGCAAAUUACCUCUUUAUGAGGCUAGUUUUGGCUGGGGAUCCCCGGUUUGGGUCGCCGGCAAUGUGGCUCCAACGUUAGAAAACGUAACUAUGUUGAUCGAUUCUAAGGACGGACAAGGAAUUGAAGCGUUGGUAACAUUACCUGAAGAGAACAUGAUCUCUUUCGAGCAGAACCCAGAACUCCUCGCCUUCGCUUCCGUGAAUCCUAGUGUCAUGGUCUAAUAAUAAUUAUUAUAUAUAUAUUUUUAAUAUGUUAUACAGUAAUUAUAUAAUAAAAUUACUACUAAUAAAAUGGACAUUUUGAGCCCUUUUAAAGUGUCCACCUCAACCAAAUGAAAAA
Molecule: messenger RNA, 1504 nt
Organism: Camelina sativa (false flax)
Lineage: Eukaryota; Viridiplantae; Streptophyta; Magnoliopsida; Brassicales; Brassicaceae
Source: RefSeq, a predicted model, not a curated record